Messenger RNA from Zalophus californianus (California sea lion), 1273 nucleotides. RefSeq names its product probable G-protein coupled receptor 141. The transcript has 3 exons. Lineage: Eukaryota; Metazoa; Chordata; Mammalia; Carnivora; Otariidae. Gene Ontology annotation, cellular component: membrane. Gene Ontology annotation, biological process: G protein-coupled receptor signaling pathway. The record is from RefSeq and is a predicted model, not a curated record. The coding region runs from base 232 to 1119 and encodes 295 amino acids. Gene Ontology annotation, molecular function: G protein-coupled receptor activity; oxysterol binding.
AGAGCACCCACAGAUAAGCAGCAUGCCCUGAGUCUUCCAUCAGAACCAAAUCCUCAGAGGAAAAGAACAUAUACAAAUGCUCAAACUUUGCUUCUGGCCGUGUGGAUGGGAGAUACAUGAGGAAAGUAGACACAGAUCCUUCUGGAAAGAGAAGUCUGACCUGUUGAUGCCUGAGACCCAUACUGUCCAGUCAAAGGGGUUUAUGGUCUUCUAAGCAUUUUGUGGUGAAACAUGGAGCCCAUCAAUACGACCACCCUGCCAGACGCCUCAAACACAGAACAAGGCCACUGCAAGGGACACUGCAGGAUGAUUCUGAUAACACUCUACAGCAUGGUUUUGCUUGGAGGCACUACUGGGACAGUAUUGAUGGCACGUAUGAUGUGCAAAAGGAAAAGCCAAUCAAUGAUUGCCAUGAUCGUUCUCAAUAUCAUAGUGCUACACUCAAUCCUCCUGGUCAGCCUCCCAUUCCGCCUCAGUUAUUAUAUCUUAGAGGUCUGGGAGUUCGGAUCCUUUCUCUGCCGACUGGUCAGCAGCAUAAUAUACGGUCAUAUGUACUUCACCUUUGUUUUCUAUGUGGCCAUUGUCAUACUCCGAUUGCUCAUCUAUUUUAAGAAACUCCAAAUACAACAGUUGCAAAAGUACCACAUGGUAGUUUUAAGCACUGUUAUUUGGACCAUUGGUAGCCUUGUUUUUUGGCCAAUAUUAUUUUUACAAUAUGGCGUACAUCCAAGUUACUCAGAACAACAACGAUGCUUUGAGUUCUACAAAGAUCUCGACCGCAGGGAACUCAUUAUCUUGAACUACUCUAUGAUUGUCAUUAUGAUCUCAACGGUUGUGAUACUCUUUCUGAUGCAGAUGGCCGUCAUCGUUCAACUGAUAAAAGCUCUCUGGCCUAACAUGUGGGCACAUCAAGACUAUAGAGCUCAAAUCAAAAGUUUCUUCUUCCUCCUAGUAAUAGUGGUCUGUUUUAUACCCCACCAUGUAUUCCGGGUACAUUUUAUUCAAAAUUACUCAGAGAUAGACAAGUCUGAGUUAGUUCUUUAUAAUGAAAUUUUUGUUGCUUUGACUACCGUCUGUUGCCUGGAUAUGGUGUGUUUCAUAGGUGGGGUUAUCCAUUAAAUACUCCUUGUCACUCACUUUGUAAUCAGUUUUUUACAGUUGUGACAAAACAGUUUCAAAUGAAUGGCUGCUACCAUGAUUUCAAAAUUUUUCAAAUUCUCUGCUCUUAAUUGGCACUGGAAUUAUUUUUCCAUGAAAAGGUAAUGAAGACUGA